Messenger RNA from Mugil cephalus (flathead mullet), 4861 nucleotides. RefSeq names its product ubiquitin like modifier activating enzyme 6 (gene uba6). Bases 94 to 3171 code for a protein of 1025 amino acids. Gene Ontology annotation, biological process: protein sumoylation. Gene Ontology annotation, molecular function: SUMO activating enzyme activity. The record is from RefSeq and is a predicted model, not a curated record. Lineage: Eukaryota; Metazoa; Chordata; Actinopteri; Mugiliformes; Mugilidae. The transcript is spliced from 32 exons. Gene Ontology annotation, cellular component: cytoplasm; SUMO activating enzyme complex.
UCACAGCCAUUCAUUCGCUAAAGCUCGUCGUGCGUACUGACAGGUAGAGUCGUUUUCUCUGAGACAGUUGAACUUCCCCCUUCCCCUCCCAGCAUGGCUGCAGACUUGAUGGAGAUUGACGACUCCCUUUACAGCCGCCAGCGCUAUGUCCUCGGAGACAGUGCUAUGCACCAGAUGGCCCGGUCCUCGGUCUUUCUCAGUGGAAUGGGAGGACUGGGGGUUGAGAUCGCGAAGAAUAUCGUGCUGGCUGGUGUGAAGACUGUCACACUUCAUGACACGAAGCAGUGCGAGACCUGGGACCUCGGCUCCAACUUCUUUAUUCGCAAAGAGGAUGUUUUGAACCAGACGACAAGGGUGGAGGCGGUGUGUCCUCGGGUCGCAGAGUUGAACCCCUAUGUCCACGUCGACAUGUCCUCUUCUGCUCUGGACGACAACUCUGAUCUCAGUUUUCUCAGAAACUAUCAGUGUGUGAUUUUGACAGAGACCAGACUGAGCCUACAGAAGAGAGUAAAUGAGUUCUGCCACUCGCAACAACCCCCCAUCAGAUUCAUCAGCUGUGAUGCACAUGGCAUCUGUGUGCGGGUGUUUUGUGAUUUUGGAGACAAGUUUGAGGUGUCCGACCCCACGGGAGAAGAGCCCAAGGAGAUUUUCAUCCAAAGUAUCACUCAGGACAAUCCCGCGGUGGUGACGUGCAUGGACAACCAACCCCAUGGCUUGCAGACAGGCCAGAGUGUUGUCUUCAGAGAGGUCAGCGGCAUGGUUGAGCUCAACGGCACCGCACGACAGGUUUCAGUUCUUUCCCCGCACAGUUUUGCUAUAGGAGACACAUCCCAGCUUCAACCAUAUGCACAUGGAGGUUUCUUUGUCCUAGUGAAAACUCCAAAGACAUACAGAUUUGAAACAAUAGAGCAACAGUUGUAUGAACCCCAGGUCAUGACUCCAGACUUCAGCAAACCAGAGGCUCCACUACAGAUCCAUGCAGCCAUGUUAGCACUUGACAACUUCCAGGAGCAACAUAGUAGACUUCCCAACAUUGGGUGUUUGCAGGAUGCUGAGGCUCUACUGAAGCUAACUGAGGAAGUGAAUGCAACUCUAAAAAAUAAAGCUCCUGUGAACGCUGAGCUGGUGCGCUGCCUGUCGAGGACGGCGAGGGGAACGCUUCCUCCGUUAGCAGCAGCUGUAGGAGGUCUAGCCAGUCAGGAAGCUCUUAAGGCCAUCACAGGGAAGUUUGCGCCGCUGCAGCAGUGGUUGUAUCUCGAUGCCAUUGAGGUAGUCAAACCACUUCAGUCUCUUUCUGCUGAGGAGUUUUUCCCAAGAGGAGAUCGAUACGAUGGAUUACGAGCUUGCAUUGGUGAAUCGAUGUGUCUCGAACUGCACAAGCUCAGGGUCUUCAUGGUCGGCUGCGGUGCCAUAGGCUGUGAGAUGCUAAAAAACUUUGCCCUGCUUGGGGUGGGACUGGCCAAGAGCUCAGGAGAGGUGUGCAUAACAGACCCAGACCUCAUAGAAAAGUCAAACCUCAACAGGCAGUUUCUCUUCAGGCCACAUCACAUACAGAAACCGAAAAGCACCACCGCAGCAGAAGCCACUUGCGAUAUCAACCCAGACCUGCAGGUGAAUGCUCACCUCAACAAGGUGUGUCCAGCUACUGAGAGCAUCUAUAGUGACUCGUUCUACUACUCUCAAAACCUCGUGGUCACUGCUCUGGACAACGUGGAGGCCCGGAGAUAUGUGGACAGCCGCUGCGUAUCCAAUCAAAGGCCGCUCCUGGACUCUGGCACCAUGGGAACUAAAGGACACACUGAAAUCAUUGUGCCAAACUUGACCGAGUCCUACAAUAGCCAUAGGGACCCCCCUGAGGAGGAGAUCCCAUUCUGCACCCUUAAGUCUUUCCCUGCUGUCAUAGAGCACACCAUCCAGUGGGCCAGAGAUAAGUUUGAGAACGCCUUCGUCCACAAGCCUUCCAUGUACAACUCCUUCUGGCAGACCCACCCCUCUGCUGAAGCGGUGCUACAGAGAAUGCAGACGGGGGAAAGCCUGGAGGGGGCGUUCCAGGUCAUCAAGCUGCUGAGCAGACGGCCGAGUCAGUGGGAGCAGUGCAUCGCUGUCGCCCGUCUGAAAUUUGACAAGUAUUUCAAAAGAAAGGCCCUUCAACUCUUGCACUCUUUCCCCCUGGACACAAGGUUAAAAGAUGGAAGUUUGUUUUGGCAGUCCCCGAAAAGACCUCCAACACCUAUUGAAUUUGACUUGAAAGACUCUUUACACUUCAGUUUCAUUGUCAGCACUGCCCGCCUCUUCGCAGGGAUCUAUAACAUCCCUUACUCAGAAAAGGAUCUCUCUGAAGAAGCGGUGAGCAGGGUUCUCUCAGAAGUCGAGAUUCCUGAGUACAGGCCCUCGGAGAAAAGUAUAGUGACGGACGAGACGGCGAAGAAGCCCGAUCAGGCGAAGAUGCCUCUGAGCAGCGAAGAGGAGAGGGAAGCCAUCGCCCAGCUGGAGCAGGCCAUCGGCACUGACAGGGUCACGCCAGAGUGUUUACAGAUGAGCCCCCUCCAGUUUGAGAAGGACGACGACGGCAACGGCCACAUGGAUUUCAUCACGUCGGCGUCCGCCCUCAGAGCCACCAUGUACGCCAUCGAGCCCGCCGACAGAUUCAAGACCAAGCGGAUCGCUGGCAAGAUCAUCCCAGCCAUCGCCACGGCAACGGCGGCUGUGGCCGGACUGGUGGCUCUGGAGCUGAUCAAGUUGGUCGGAGGUUACGGAUUCGAAUCUUUCAAAAACUGCUUCUUUAACCUGGCCAUUCCUGUGGUAGUGUUCACGGAGCCGGCCCAGGUCAAACGGACGCUCAUCAGGAACGAUAUCUACUUCACCAUCUGGGACUGCUGGACUAUUUUUGGCCAUGAGGACUUCACUCUCUCCGACUUCAUGAAUGCAGUGAGGGAAAAGUACGGAAUUGAACCCACUAUGGUCGUCCACGGCGUGAAGAUGCUCUAUGUGCCUGUGAUGCCUGGACACUCCAAGAGACUGAAACUGACAAUGAAGAAGCUGAUCAAGCCAUCCGUGGACCGCCGCUACGUGGACCUCACCGUAUCGUUCCCUCCAGAGGCGGACGGAGACGAGGAGCUCCCCGGUCCCCCCGUCAGGUACUACUUCAGCCCCGACGGAGGGACUCCCUGACGCCUCCCCGGAGAUCGCACUCAAACCUCCUGUGUCCUUAUUUCCCUUCCUUCAUGUAAAAUUGUUAUAACCCAAUAACCGAGGCCAGGGCCACGAGUUUUCCCUCGAGAUGAUAUCUGACGAAGGGCAAAGCUCCUGGCCCCCCGGCACAAGCCCCCUCUGUACUCCAUGGAGCAGGAAAGACCGGCGACCGGUCCCAGUUUUCCUCUCGUCUCAGAUCUAGCCAGUGGAACACAGGGCUGCUUGAGUAGCACUUAUAAUUGUACCUGUGUACAUAUAUUUUCUCUGUUCUGUUUUCUACUCUGGUGAAAUGCACAGCUCCGCCUGUGCCAAUGCCUUAAUUGAUUAAUAAUAAUCUUUUUUUUUUUUUUUUUUUGUGUGGCAGUGAGUCCGACUAAAAACUAUGUUUACUGAAAGCUGCAUACUCCAACGUACAGCCCCCUUCUUUUCACUUGUUUUAAAUCUGCUAGGCUCUUAGGGAGGGGGGAGGGGGGCUGUCGGCACAAUAAAGAUUAGCAGGCAUCGCAUCUUCUUCCUCCGAGUCGUCUCGUCAGCCACUGACGAUAGUGUCAGCCACAUAAUUUGCCAGUUGUUGCCCACGUUCCCCCCCCCCGAGCGAAACCGGUCAAGCCAAUAUUUCUCGUGUAACAUAAAGAUGCAACAGGUCAGUGGACGACGGCAAAAAACCACCAAAGAUACUGAUUAUCAUUGUGUCUGCAGACGAUUGUUCUUUUGUGAUCACGUUGACUGCCUCAUGAAAACAUGUUCAUAUCACAGAGGAUGGAUGCCACUCACCUAAGAGCGACACGCGCCGUCGCGUCGCUCUCCGGUCAGAAGCGACGGCGUCGGCGCGUGUUGCGCUCGACAGCUUUGGGCGCGGCCGCCUGUAACCGUAGCUUCUACUCUCACCUGCUCUGCUCAGUACCUAGGUAACGGCUGGCAUCAGUUAACACAAACGUUCUCCAUUAAGAUCAUGUACUGGCAUGCAUUCAGUGACUGUUUCACACAUAGAGAAGCCUUAUUUUGACAGACAGGAAACAUAUGCACCAACUUCUGGGAUCACAUUCCUGUUUUUAAAAAAAAAAAAAAAAAAAAAAAAUGCAUUCGUUUUAAAUGGGUAAAAAAAAAUUGGAAAAAAAAAUUUGCUGUCCAUGAUUUGUGUUGUAUUCGCUUAUGGAUGUUUGUCUGUGACAUGUAUUUAUUUACUUGUUACACCUCUUUUUUUUUUUUUUGUGUGUGUGUCAAACUGAGCCUGUGUUGACGAGCUCCGUUGAGUCGUGGUGCACUGGUUAACUGUUAAUCAUCCUAAAAGUAUAAACGGCCCUUUUAUUUAGUUCACAUGAAGGUUAUGAAAAGGAUCUCUGAAAUAGACUUGUCACAUAUUGGCAAUGAUGUCGACGCGGUUUUGAAUGAUAUAAUCAAACUUUGUAUCCAGAUCAAGCUGAAGACAAAGUCAUCAUGUGUCUUUAAUAAAACUUCUGGCCCGAAGAGACUUAAGUCACACAAAAUCCCACCUUGGCUUUCAUUUACUCCUCUGCCCGUAAACGGCUGCUUCUUGUGCAGUGAAUUCCAUAAGUGUAAAACAGAACAGUGUUAAAGAGUGACAAUAAUGAUGUAUGUUAUUGUGACGGACGGCUCGACCAAUGGUCCAAUAAAUGAAUAAAUGAGAUUUCAGGAUAUCUUCAAGAUA